Molecule: messenger RNA, 1335 nt
Organism: Lachnellula hyalina
Lineage: Eukaryota; Fungi; Ascomycota; Leotiomycetes; Helotiales; Lachnaceae
Gene: ckb-2
Product: Casein kinase II subunit beta-2
Exons: 3
Coding region: 1-1335 (444 amino acids)
Cellular component (GO): protein kinase CK2 complex; cytoplasm
Molecular function (GO): protein kinase regulator activity
Source: RefSeq, a predicted model, not a curated record
AUGGACGACUUCAACAGCGAGACCGACAGUGACUACACAAGUUACUGGAGAGACUGGGUAAGUCGCAACCUUUUCAUUCAACUUUGCGCGCGGCGCGCUCGCUUCCCUGGAUGGUACAGCACAUCUUCGAGAUGUCUCAAGAAGGAGAAGGGGAGUGGAGGACGACUUGCUGGAGUGUUACUUGGUGAUGCGAUGGAAUUCUGUGCUCUGGCGCCUCUGCGGACGACCCCGCACCCAUCCACCAAGUCAUUCGAAGCAACGCAUACGAGGCACGUACGCACAGAGGGGACAGAACACCAGAAGGGCAUCGUGAUUGAUGCCAAGGAUCUCCGUCAAGAUCAUCCGCUCGCCUUUUGGUGGAACAGCGGAAGACUGCAGGUUCCCAAGCUUCGCAAGCUACUUUGGUCAUGUUUCCCUAAUCUCACGAGGAGACUGCAUCCCAUACUGUUAUCGAUGGACUCUCCACCGCCAAGAGAAUGGUUUCCAGGCAAUGCUGAGGCGUGUGAUUCAUUGUCACAUCAGCAUCUCCCCCAGCUUGGCUCCAUGUUGCCACAUCCUCUGCGGAACAUUGGGAACUUGGCAUCCAAAUUUCACCGCACGUUCAUUUCCUCGCGGGGUAACGAGUACUUUUGCGAAAUUGAUGAGGAUUACCUUACGGAUCGCUUUAACCUCACGGGCCUGAAUACCGAGGUGCAAUAUUACCAGUAUGCGCUGGACUUGGUGACAGACGUUUUUGAUCUGGAUUGUGACGAUGAGAUGCGGGAGACGAUUGAGAAGUCUGCGAGGCAUCUAUAUGGACUUGUCCACGCCAGAUAUAUUGUCACCACACGAGGCUUAGCAAAGAUGCUUGACAAGUACAAGAAGGCGGAAUUUGGCAAAUGCCCCCGAGUUAUGUGCAAAUCACAUCCCCUGUUACCAAUGGGACAAGCAGACAACCCCAAUCUCAAGGCAGUAAAGCUCUAUUGCGCGCGGUGCGAAGACAUCUACAACCCAAAAUCCUCACGGCAUUCGGUCAUAGAUGGUGCCUAUUUCGGAACGUCCUUCCAUAACAUCAUAUUCCAAGUGUACCCAGCUCUCAUCCCAACAAAGAGUAGUGAAAGAUAUGUUCCACGGAUAUACGGCUUCAAAGUCCACGCCCCAGCCACGUUGAUACGAUGGCAAAGUUCCGAGAAAGAUGAUAUGCGGAAACGAUUAAGGAAACUUGAGAUCGAUAGUGGGUUUAAGGACGACGAGGAAGAUGUUGAGGCGGAAGAUUCCGAGGAGGAAGAGGAAGAAGAGGUCGAUAUGGAUGUCAUAGAAAAUGGGGCAAUUGAAGGGGGAGAAUUGAAGGUCUAG